AUGGAUUCGGAGACCGAACACACGCAGGAGCCCACGCCGGCGCCCGCCUUCAACAGCGAGCCGGCGGCGGUAUUCUUGCUUGUCUGGACCGGGGUUUGGACAGUCACCCUGUUCUGCGGCAUGGCAUUCCUCUUCUUCCACCGCAAAAUGCCUUUUUUGAAGAUCCGUGGCCUGGCUUUGUCGUUUGCUGCCGUCAUCAUGCUCCACCUGUACUGGGUCGCGGUGCAGGUUACGCUGUCAAUACGCGAAUUUAUUCCCAAGGGCUUAGAGUUCUGGGUCAUGAGCCUUUACUUGCCAUUUGGCAUUGCUCUGUUCCACGCCUCCAACAGCCGCUUUCUCUACAUUGCCAAGGCGCAGCGCAAGUACGCCGACAAGCCACUUUGUGAGAAGUCCGAGUCACAGUCACAGUCACCCGCCUGCAACUGGAGAGACAGGACCAUUGCUGGGAGGCUUCGGGAGCUAGACUACACCACCAAAAUGCUGGCUGUGGUCAGCACGGGCAUGGUCGUCCAGCUGCUCCUGACAGUCGUCAUGUAUCUCGUCUCACGCAAGUAUCACCCAUGGUUCGGCGCCCCUGGCACGGAAGUCAAGGGCACCCCCACGCAGCAAAAGGUCGAGAUGACCCGCGGGUGGGAGUGGUGGCCUUCAGUCCUUUGGCAGUUCGUCUGGGCCUGGGUAGUUGCACCUGUCAUCCUCUGGAAAUCGCGCGAGAUCAAAGACACACAGGGGUGGCGACUCCAGACCAUUGCAUGCUGCAUCGCAAGUCUGCACGCUACUCCGAUGUGGCUUGCUGCCUUAUACGUACCAGACAUGGCGCCUGUCAACAAAUACUUUAUUGCCCCCCAAUGGAUUUGUCUCUCCAUUAUCUUCAUCGAAAUAUUCACAAUCUUUAUUCCGUGUUGGCAAGUGUUCAGGCACAAGUCACUCGAACAAGAGACGCUCGAGGCCAUCGCCCUUUGGGAAGCCAAAAACAAGGCCCGUAACGGCAGUGAUUCCAUCUUCACUGACUCAACCAAGGCUGGGACUCGCGACUCCAUCGCCUGGCAGUCACUCUCGCAGCUCGAAAGGGGUACUGGGCGAACCGAAAGUGUUUAUACAAUGAGCUCUCUGGAGUAUAUCUUGGACAAGAACCCCGAGCCCCUACGCAAAUUCUCGGCCCUCCGAGACUUUUCUGGAGAAAACAUUGCCUUCCUGUCGGCGGUUGGGGAGUGGAAGGCAUCGAUCCCGCGGACUCCAGAGGCUCAGGAAAAUUUGUCCGAACUCACCCGUGAGCGAUUCAACCGUGCCCUCCGGAUCUACACCGAGUUCAUUAGCCCCCACCACGCCGAGUUCCAGAUCAACAUCGCGUCACAAGACCUCAAGCGUUUGGAGAAGGUCUUUGGGGACGCGGCCAGGAUCCUACACGGCUACAGAACGGAGCGGUUCAUGGACCCCGUGGUCCCCUUCGAGCACGUCCCAUUGGGCCAAGGUUCUGCCUCGGACGAAUCAGAGGGAGACAUCUUGGCACGACAUGACCGCAUCACGGAUCGCGUGCAAUACUGGGGGGAUAUUCCGGAAGAGUUCAAUGCGGGGGUGUUUGACGACGCGGAGGCCAGUAUCAAGUAUCUGGUCCUCACCAACACGUGGCCUAAAUUCGUCAAGGAGAGGAGGUACUCGCUAUGCUCCGAGGAUUCGGGGGAGACCGCCGACACGGAGCACUCGGCCUCGGCGCUGUCGAGGUUCGCGAGGUAUAUCAGGGCUAUGAGGACUGUAUCGUAG
Messenger RNA from Colletotrichum navitas, 1758 nucleotides. RefSeq lists its product as uncharacterized. The record is from RefSeq and is a predicted model, not a curated record. The coding region runs from base 1 to 1758 and encodes 585 amino acids. Lineage: Eukaryota; Fungi; Ascomycota; Sordariomycetes; Glomerellales; Glomerellaceae. The transcript has 4 exons.